Molecule: messenger RNA, 663 nt
Organism: Ambispora gerdemannii
Lineage: Eukaryota; Fungi; Glomeromycota; Glomeromycetes; Archaeosporales; Ambisporaceae
Source: the annotation of a GenBank genome assembly
CUUCGUAAACUUAUAGUUAAAAUACGAUCAUCACCACAAAGUCGAGAACGAUUUGCACGUCAUGCUAAAAUAGCUAAUUUUAAAAAUCUUAAUCUUAUUCUGGAUGUAAAAACAAGAUGGAACUCAACUUAUGAUAUGCUUAAUAGAGCAUUUGAAAUGCGUGAAGUAAUAGAUGUAACUGCAAGUUUAGAUAAAGAACUUCGAAAUUUUGAACUUAUUGAUGAUGAAUGGAAUAGAAUUAAUGAUAUUAUAUCUGUUUUAAAAAUAUUUGUACGAACUACCAAAACACUUUCAUCUGCAACAUAUCCUAUGCUUGCCUCUGUUAUACCAAUAUAUAACUAUUUAAUAGAUGGACUUGAAACAUAUUGCGAUAAGUUUGAUGAUUCUAGUGAUAUAGUAAUUGCUAUUAAAGCGGGCUUAAAAAAGCUAGAAAUAUAUUAUACAAAAACAGAUGAUACAAUUAUAUAUACAAUUGCUACUAUACUUGAUCCACGGUUAAAGCUAGAUUAUUAUAUUGAUAAUAAUUGGAAACAAAAAGUUGAUGAUAGUAAAGAUGAGAAUGAUGAUGAAUUUUUAGAUCAUAUUUUUGGUAAACAGAAAAAAGUUCAAAAUAAUGAAGUGGAGUUAUAUUUAAAAGCUCCUCGAGCAGCACGAGAUCAGGAU